Messenger RNA from Ooceraea biroi (clonal raider ant), 3558 nucleotides. It is a transcript of the gene spel1, whose product is annotated as DNA mismatch repair protein spel1. The record is from RefSeq and is a predicted model, not a curated record. NCBI's taxonomy places the organism in Eukaryota, Metazoa, Arthropoda, Insecta, Hymenoptera, Formicidae. Gene Ontology annotation, molecular function: ATP binding; mismatched DNA binding; ATP-dependent DNA damage sensor activity. Gene Ontology annotation, biological process: mismatch repair; mitotic recombination. Gene Ontology annotation, cellular component: nucleus; MutSalpha complex.
AAAAGAAGAUACGAUUAUAAAUAUUUUAGCAUUUUAUUAAACAAUAUAAUCAUUGAAUUGCGAGAAUCUGUCCUAAAUAAUACAGAAAUUCCAAUUCUAAUAACUGAUGGAGAGAAAAAGAGAAAAAUAAGAAUCACAGUGGAUUUAAAUUUCUUAUUUUGCACAGGCAUCAAUGUAUCGAAAAUACUUCUUACUCGCAAAAUUAAAAUUGCUCAAAUUUUUAGAAAUUUGCUUUUUAACUGAAAAUGAUAUUUAAAGUCGUCCAGUUCAAAAGAAAAUUGCUAAUGUCACAAUUAAAUGUGACAUGACUUCACAAAUAAAUCAAAAUAAAUAUUAUUUGAAUUCAAAUUUUAAUGAUGGCGUUUAAUAGGAUCUGAUUGCUAGUAAGCGUAUGGACCAAUUGCAUUCGACGUAUCUAUCGGAAUAGCCGUUGAAUUCGCUGGAUUUGCGCAGCCAAUGAGCGUGAGGAUGGGUCUUUAAAUGAGAACUUGGCGGUUUUUGCGGGAACAGCGCGAUCAUGAACGCGUGGUUGGAUAGCAGUUUGAUAGUAAUCGACAGUGAUUGAAGAAGAUUCUACGAAUUUUCGCUAUUUAAUUAUUCCGAGUAGUUUUUUACGACCUUUGUUACUGUUCGAUAUCGAAUCACAAACAUGGCAGUACAACCUAAUCAACAAUUCAGCAUGGAUCCUCCUACGCAACAAAGCUUCGUCAGAUUUUUUAAAAGUUUGCCAGAGAAACUUGACACGACGAUACGGUUCUUCAAUAGAUCGGACUACUAUACAGUGCAUGGAAGCGAUGCUCUCUUUGCUGCACAAGAAGUAUUUAAAACAACAUCUGUCUGUAAAAUGAUUGGAGCUGAACCACACAAAACGAAAGGAGUUAUUCUCAACAAAGGCCACUUUGAGACAUUUGUGCGCGAUUUAUUAUUAGUAAAGCAGUACAGAGUGGAAGUUUAUAUUAAUCAAGGCUCCUCUAAAAAUCAGAACUGGGUCUUGGAGUACAAAGGUUCGCCUGGCAAUCUAUCUCACUUUGAAGAUAUCUUAUUUGGUAAUAAUGAUGUAGCUGUGGGUGUAUCCGUAAUAGCUGUGAAACUGGGUGCAGAAGGAAAAUCGAGAAUUGUAGGUUUAAGUUGCGUGGACGUUGUUUCAACUCUAAUUUCAGUCAUUGAAUUUCAAGACAACGAGUCAUUUUCGAACUUAGAAUCGCUCGUUGUGACUCUUGCCCCGAAAGAAUGUUUAUUAAUUCAAGGUGAAGGCAGUUAUGAAUUUCAAACCCUUAAACAAUUGAUGGAAAGAAGUAACGUGUUGGUUACUUUAAGAAAAAAAAGUGAAUUUUCCAGUGAUUCAAUCAUAGAUGACUUAAACACAUUAAUAAAAUUUAAAAAAGGCCAGAAACUGGAUGCACAAUCACUGCCUGAAGUUAAUUUAAACAUAGCUAUGUCUGCUACAUCCGCUCUUAUUAAAUAUUUAGAUUUAACGUCGGACGAGGGCCAUAUGAAUCACUUUACGCUAAACCAAAUGGAGCAGUCACGAUACAUAAGACUGGAUUCUGCGGCGAUGAAAGCUCUUAAUGUCGAGCCGCGUGCUGAUGCGGUUUCCACCUUGCAAGGGAAUCCUGUUGCCAGUGUUUUAACAAUGUUAGACAAAUGUAGAACCGCACAAGGGCACAGACUAAUUGCGCAGUGGGUGCGACAACCCCUCAGAGACCUAUCUCUAAUAAAAGAGCGACAUGAUAUCGUUGAGUUGUUGGUAAAGGAUAACGAGUUGAGGUCCGUCCUGAGUGACGACUAUCUGAAACGUAUACCAGACUUGCAACAGCUUGCGAAAAAGUUGGCCAGAAAAAAGUCGACAUUGCAAGAUUGCUACAAAAUUUACCUGUGCGUAUCGUACUUGCCAAAAUUAUUAGAACAACUUAAACCAGAGGCAAGUGUGACAGCACUGAAAACGAUGAUAAUGGAUCCGUUAAAAGAGCUUAUUGAGGAUAUGGACAAAUUUCAGCAGCUGGUGGAGCAAACAAUCGAUUUGGAUGCCGCUGAAAAGGGAGACUUUAUGGUUAAUCCGGGAUUCGCGGAUGAUUUCAAAGCGUUGAAGGAUGCCAUGGAUGAGACAGAGGAAAAGAUACAGCAAUUACUUGGUAAAGCAGCAGAUGAUCUUUGUUUGGAAGCGGGAAAAACGAUCAAGUUAGAAUCGAAUCAACAAUUCGGUUACUACUUUCGUAUCACAUUAAAGGAAGAGAAAAUACUUCGAAAUAAAAAGCAUUACGCUGUCUUGGAUUCUAAUAAAACUGGUGUGAGAUUCCGGAACAAUAAGCUAAGCGGAUUGAAUGACGAUUUUAUAGCCGCUAGAGAUAAAUAUUUGGAGAAACAGAAAGAUGUUAUUACAGAAAUCGUGGGUAUUGCAGCUGGUUAUAGCGAUACGGUGCGUGUUAUCGGUAGUGUGCUGGCAUGCCUCGACGUCCUCACUGCAUUUGCUUCCGCAGCGGUGAGCGCUAACAAAGUGUACGUACGACCGGAGAUGCUCCCGAGUGAAGAAGGCGAACUGAAUCUCGUUCAAGUUAGACAUCCGUGUGUAGAAAUGCAACAAGGAAUUGAUUAUAUCGCCAAUGACGUUAGUUUUAAACGAGAUCAGUGUCAUUUUUGCAUUAUUACUGGCCCGAACAUGGGUGGUAAGAGCACCUACAUCAGGUCCGUCGGUGUUACUGCGUUAAUGGCUCACAUCGGUAGUUUUGUUCCCUGCGAUAAAGCGACUAUAUCAUUAUUGGACUGUAUACUGGCUCGAGUAGGAGCUGAUGACUCCCAGUUAAAGGGACUGUCGACAUUUAUGAUGGAGAUGAUAGAAAGCGCUGCUAUUAUGAAAACAGCAACUUGUAAUUCCCUUGUGAUUAUCGAUGAGUUAGGCAGAGGAACAUCUACUUACGAGGGUUGUGGUAUUGCAUGGUCGAUAGCUGAACACUUGGCGAGAGAUAUAAAAUCGUACUGUCUAUUUGCUACGCACUUCCACGAGAUCACCAGAUUAGCCGAGGAAAUCCCCACUGUAAAGAAUCAACACGUUACUGCUCUUGUUGAAGAUAAUAAAUUGACACUGCUCUAUAAAGUAAAGCCGGGAAUCUGCGACCAAAGCUUUGGCAUUCACGUGGCCAAAAUGGCUAAUUUCCCAGAAGAUGUGAUAGAAUUUGCUAAGAGAAAGCAAGCAGAGCUGGAGAAUUAUCAAAGCGUAGUUUUCGAAGGAUCUGAGAAUCCCCAGAAGAAACGGAAAAUUGUUCAGGAAGCGGAAACGCUUAUCUCGGAGUUUCUCGCGAAAUGUAAAAAUUUGGAUCAAUCUUUGUCCGAUGCCGAAUUAGAAACUCAGGUAUCAUCGUUGAAGAAGAAUGUUUUCUCUCAUAAGAAUCCUUACAUUGAAGCAUUACUCGGUGCUCCUUAAGUGAUAUCGAGGUUGCAUAGCAUGUUACAAGGAGUAAUGUGUGACAAGCAGUAUUAUUUUUUCAAAAGAAUCUACAUGGUCGAAGAAACAAAUAAUGUAGAUUUGUUAUAAUUGUAGUAAACCAACUUUGUAUAAAUGUA